This is a messenger RNA of Saprolegnia diclina VS20, 1527 nucleotides long. RefSeq lists its product as hypothetical. The coding region runs from base 1 to 1491 and encodes 496 amino acids. The record is from RefSeq and is a predicted model, not a curated record. The transcript is spliced from 5 exons. Lineage: Eukaryota; Oomycota; Saprolegniomycetes; Saprolegniales; Saprolegniaceae.
AUGCGCGUGCUGCACACAGCGUUGCUGCUGCUGGCAGUGACACUCGCCGUGUCUUCAAGGAACAACCAUCAACGCGGGGCAACAACGGCGUUCGACUUUACCUCGGUCUACCUGCUCGAUCUCGUGCGCUUCAAUGCAACCAACACGGCUGGCAGAGAUACGUUCACGCUCUCGAUCGAUGUGGCCGUCGACAAGCUUCCACCGCCCCACACAUUUAUGUUUCUGCGCUUCUGCACCUCCAGCCAUUUCUCGCCUGAAAUCGCCAUGACCAGCGCUGGCAUGGUACCUUACAACGACUCGAUGUGUCGAGGCACGGUCACCGCCCAGUGCGACUCGUACCCAGUGGCGCUCACCUCGGGUGCCUUGAACAAAGGCAGCGCGAAGGUCGCAGGCGUACUCAACACAGACGGCGGUCGUGACGACUAUGACGUGCUGCUUGAUUUGUGUGCGCUCAUAAGCGACGUUUCGGCGCCGCCGCUCAAGCUGCAGGGUGCUUUCUCUUGGAUGCUGUGUCCCGGGAACAAAAUUUGCUUUGGGAACGGGACCACCUUUGGGCUCGCGCUGCUCUACGCCGCAUUUGCGCUCGUGUGGGGUCUUCUCGUGCUUGUCUGGGGGGGGCACAUGUAUCAUUUUCGCCACGCGUUUAUCGCGCUCCAGCGACACAUGCUCCUCGUGCCCUUUGCAGAAUGUGUCUAUAUGGCGCUGACCGCGAUCCACAACCACAGCGAGAGCGGUCUCUCGCGCGGCCUCUUCGUCGCCACCCUUUUCUGUCGCGUGGUGUCGCUCGCAACGGCAGCCAACGAGAUGCUGCUGAUCGCGCACGGCUGGAAGAUCACGCGCGACGACUUGGGCACGCUACUGAACGUCCAGUACCGGCUCCUCUCGCUCGCGUGGGCGUUAGCGCUCUCGAUUGUCGACGGCGCGACGGCCGCACCGCUCAUAGUCUUUGUAAUCUGGUGCUGCCUCUGGACGUGCCUCGUCUACACGGUGUGGUCGCGCAUGGCGUUCAACAUUGCCAUUUUGCACUUGCAAAUGGACUUGAUCGCAGGGGUGCUCAUCGACCCUCACACGACACCCGUGGCGUCCAAGCUGCGGCUCUUUGUGGCGUUCCGGCGAGGCCUCGUCGUGUACUUCGUCGCAGUCUUUUUUCUCAACGUAGCGCUCCACCAGAUCGUGCCCGUCACGAUGGGCGGUCUCGUGCCCCUCGUGCUCGAGGGACUCUACAUGUGCUUUUGCGUCGGCAUCGGGUGUAUCUUUCGCUGCCGCGACUUUAGCCCCAUCUUUUACGUGACCUUCCCACAGCAGGCACACCCGGACGCGCCUGCGCCAGCGACGACAAAUGCGUGGACGAUGACCGAGUGGCACGAAGGUAUCGGGCUCCCGACGGUGCCCGCGCACGUUUUGCACAAAAAGUCGCGCAACGUCGUCGUGCAGAGCCCAGGCGACGCCACGGGUCUUGGCACAGUCUUGCCCAAGCCGACAGCCAACUAGUGAAAGCGUUUGAUAAUGCGAUAGAUUUAGCGUCGG